Molecule: messenger RNA, 4423 nt
Organism: Loxodonta africana (African savanna elephant)
Lineage: Eukaryota; Metazoa; Chordata; Mammalia; Proboscidea; Elephantidae
Gene: MTRF1
Product: mitochondrial translation release factor 1
Exons: 10
Coding region: 678-2018 (446 amino acids)
Biological process (GO): translational termination
Molecular function (GO): translation release factor activity
Source: RefSeq, a predicted model, not a curated record
UGGGGAUCGGGAACAUGGUAGCGCCGUGGCUGAGAGCUCAGGCUGCUAACCAAAAAGUUGGCAGUUCGAAUGCACCAGCCCCUCCAUGGAAACCCUACGGGGUAGUUCUACUUUGUCCUAUUGGGUCGCUAUGAGUCAGAAUCCACUCGACAGCAAUAGGUUUGGGGGUUGGUGCAUUCUUCCACUGUGCCUUUCUGAAUGUGAUUCAGUAUUUUAACAUUUGUUAGUAGAACCCUGCAAACUUUGAAUAUUUUAGAGACCACUCUGAAUAUUUUAUUUCCUAGGAAAUAAUGCUAUCUCAGCAGACUUAAAAUGAUCAAAUGAAUUAAUAAGUGAAUGCACCUCCUACAUACUAGGAAGAUUGGAGAUAAUAAAUGUUUAUUCUGAUAAAUUUUGACCCUCAUUUCAACUUUGAACUUAUGCAUGUUGGGGCCAAAGUAAUUUUCUUAGGACAUUUUGUCUUUCUCCUUACUCAGCAAAACCAUUUUGUAUCUUAUUUAGCUUUUAAUCAUCCCUAUUGGAGGGGAAGAGAACAGAUAACUAUUGUACACAGCCAAUUUGACUUAACCUGUAAUUUUUUGAAGUAACUUUUUUUUCUGUUUAUAAAAGUAAUACGUGAUGUAUGUGUGGAAGACUUGGAAAACACUGAAAAAUAGAACCAAGGAAAAGAUGCUGAGAUGAACCGUCAGCUAUGUGUUUGGCUUUUUAGACAUCCAUCGCUUAAUGGCUAUCACCGGCAUCACAUCCACCUUCAUUCUCAACGGUUUAGACACAUAGAUCUUGACACAAGGAUGUGGAUUUUUAGACAAAAUAGGAAUCACAUUCUCCAUUCUCUGUUACAUAAGAAUUCAUCCAGAAGACAUUGUCAUCGAGACACCAGCUUGCCAUGGAAGCAUGAAGCCCUACAGAAAUAUAUGGAGGACCUCAACAAGGAGUACCUGAAACUUGAUCAGUGUUUGCUGCAUAUCUCUGUGAAUGAAGGUGAUCAAAGGUCCUUGAACCAAAGGCAUGCUGAGUUGGCACCACUAGCAGCCAUUUAUCAAGAAAUUCAGAAGGCUGAACAAGCAAUCGAAGAAUUAGAAUCAAUGUGUAAAAGUCUAAAUAAACAAGAUGAAAAGCAGUUACAAGAACUUGCAUUAGAAGAAAGGCAAACUAUUGAUCAAAAAAUCAGCACGUUAUACCAUGAGCUUUUCCAGAGCCUAGUGCCAAAGGAUAAAUGUGAUAAAAAUGAUGUGAUUUUAGAGGUAACAUCUGGAAGAACUACUGGAGGUGAUAUUUGCCAGCAGUUUACCCGGGAAAUAUUUGACAUGUACCAGAGUUACUCAUGCUAUAAAGACUGGAACUUUGAACUUGUGAAUUAUACACCAGCUGAUUAUGGUGGGCUACAUCAUGCAGCUGCCCGAAUUUCUGGUGGUAAUGUCUACAGGCAUUUGAAGUAUGAAGGUGGGAUUCACCGAGUUCAACGAAUUCCAGAGGUUGGCCUGUCAUCAAGGAUGCAGCGUAUUCACACAGGAACAAUGUCGGUUAUUGUCCUUCCUCAACCAGAUGAGAUAGAUGUGAAAGUGGACCCCAACGAUUUGCGAGUAGAUACAUUUCGAGCCAAAGGAGCAGGGGGACAGCAUGUUAAUACAACCGAUAGUGCUGUCAGGCUUGUCCACAUCCCCACAGGGCUGGUAGUAGAAUGCCAACAAGAACGAUCACAGAUAAAAAAUAAAGAAAUAGCCUUGCGUGUGUUGAGAGCUAAGCUCUACCAGCAGAUUGUUGAGAAGGACAGGUGUCAACAACAAAGUGCUAGGAAACUGCAGGUGGGAACAAGAGCCCAAUCAGAGAGAAUACGGACAUAUAAUUUCACCCAGGAUAGAGUCACUGACCACAGGAUAGCAUAUGAAGUUCGUGAUAUUAAGGAAUUUCUGUGUGGUGAGAAGGCCCUGGAUCAGCUAAUUCAGAGACUGCUUCAAUCAGCAGAUGAAGAAGCCAUGGCUGAAUUUUUGGAUAAAAACCUUAAAUCAGCAAAAUAAAUGCUGAUUUAUUAUUUAUUGUAAAUGAAAUGGACCUAGAUCAAGAAGAAGACUGAGGCGUGGAAAUCUUAAUGAAUUUUCAUAAAGUACAGCUAAAAGUGCACCCACUCCCACUGCCGUCGAGUCGAUUCCGACUCAUACCGACCCUGUAGGACAGAGUAGAACUGCCCUGUAGAGUUUCCAAGGAACGGCUGGCGGAUUAAAACUGCUGACCUUUUGGUUAGUGGCCGUAGCACUUAACCACUACACCAGGGUUUCCAAAAGUCCAUAGUACUUACAAAUAUUUUUUAAUGAAUCGAGUCACAUUUCUUAAUCUAAAAGUUUAUUUUAGGUUUCCUGUAAGGCGCAAUCCAGCUCUUCAAGUAGAAAACAAGCAUGCAUCAUUAAAAAGAGAAAGUAUUGAGAAUUGGUUAUAGGUGUUAGAAUAGAUCACUUGAUCUCUUUAUAUGCCUUUUCUUAGCCGUAUAAAAAGUCCCUGGAUGGUGUAAACGGUUAAUGUCCUCGGCUGCUAACUGAAAAGCUGGUGGUUAGAGUUCGCCUAGAGGCGCCUUAGAAGAAAGGCCCAGCCCAGCAGUCAGCUUCAAAAAAUCAGCUUCUGAAAACACUGGAGAACAGUUCUACCCUGACAUACAUAGGGUGUCCGGGAGUUGGAGUCAACCCGAUGGCAACUGUUUUUUGUGUGUGUGUGUGUGUUUUUCUUUUUCCUUUUUUUAAAAUAAUUUUUAUUGUGCUUUAAGUGACAGUUUACAAAUCAAGAGAGUCUCUCACACAAAAACCUGUACACAACUUGCUACAUACUCCCAAUUACUUCAGCCCCCGCAUGAGACAGCCCGCUCCCUCCUUCCACUCUCUCUGUGACCAUUUUGCCAGCUUCUAAGCCCCUCUAUCCUUGCAUCUCCCCUCCAGGCAGGAGAUGCCAACAUUGUCUCAAGUGUCCAGCCAAUCCAGGUAGCUCACGCCUCAGCAGGAUCCCUCUCCAGCCCAUUGUCCAGUCCAAUCCAUGUCUGAUGAGCUGGCUUUGGGGAUGGUUCCUGUAGUGGGCCAACAGAAGGUCUGGAGGCCAUGAUCACUGGGGUCCUUCCAGUCUCAGUCAAACCAUUAAGUCUGGUCUUUUUAUGAGAAUUUGGGGUCUGCGGCUCACUGGUCUCCUGCUUCCUCAGGGGUUCUGUGUUGUGUUCCCUGUCAGGGCAGUCAUUGGUUGUGGCUGGGCAUCAUCUCAUUCUCCUGGUCUCAAGAUGAUGUAGCCUCUGGUUCAUGUAGCCCUUUCUGUCUCUUGGGCUCAUUGUUAUCUUGUGUUCUUGGUGUUCUUCAUUUUCCUUUGAUCCAGGUGGGUUGAGACCCACUGAUGCAUCUUAGAUGGCCACUUGCUAGCAUUUAAGACCCCAGACGCCACUCUUCAAAGUGAGAUGCAGAAUGUUUUCUUAAUAGGUUUUAUUAUGCCAAUUGACUUAGAUUUCCCCUGAAACUGUGGUCCCCAAACCCCUGCCCCUGCCUCGCUGACCUUCGAAGCAUUCAGUUUAUUCAGGACACUGCUUUGCUUUGGUUUAGCCAAUUGUGCUGACCUCCACUGUGUUGAGUGUUGUGCUUCCCUUCACCCAAAGUAGUUCUUGUCUAGUAUCUGUUUAGUAAAUACCCCUCUCCCACCCUCCUUCCCUCCCCCACCCAUAACCACAAAAGAGUUUGUUCUUCUCAGUUUAAACUAUUUCUCAAGAUCUUGUAAUAGUGGUCUUAUACAAUAUUUGUCUUUUUGCAACUGACUAAUUUCACUCAGCAUAAUGCCUUCCAGGUUUCUCCAUGUUAUAAAAUGUUUCACAGAUUCAUCACUGUUCUUUAUCAGUGCAUACCAUUCCAUUGUGUAGAUAUACCAUAAUUUAUUUAUCCAUUCAUCAGUUGAUGAGGAUCUUGGUUGGUUCAGUCUUUUUGCUGUUGUAAACAGUGCUGCAGUAAACAUGGGUGUGCAUAUAUCUGUUCAUGUAAAGGCUUUUAUUUCUCUAGGAUAUAUUCCGAGGAGUGGGAUUGCUGGGUCGUAUGGUAGUUCUAUUUCUAGCUUUUUAAGAAAGUGCCAAAUCGAUUUCCAAAGUGGUUGUACCAUUUUACAUUUCCACCCGCAGUGUGGCAAAUGUUUUUUUAAUAAAUUAAAAAAUUUUUCAGUUCAGGAAAAUGUAAAAUUUAGUGAUUUAAGGUUAUAAAGUUUUUUUAUAAAGCCUUUACUUAAAGACAAAGUAUUAUUUAUCAUGUCAAAGUUAGGACUUUAAGUUCUACUUUUAAGUAACACAUAAAUACAAAUUGGGAAGAAUUUGAGCCCCUCAGUAACAGUGAACAUCCCCAGGAAAAAGAUUAUAAAUUUCUUUGAAAGCUGAAUGAAUUCUGUACCAUGUAAAUUACAAACCAAUAUUUAAAGUAAA